Diospyros lotus (date-plum) is the source of this 1581-nucleotide messenger RNA. RefSeq names its product purple acid phosphatase 2-like. The record is from RefSeq and is a predicted model, not a curated record. Gene Ontology annotation, molecular function: acid phosphatase activity; metal ion binding. The transcript is spliced from 7 exons. Lineage: Eukaryota; Viridiplantae; Streptophyta; Magnoliopsida; Ericales; Ebenaceae. Bases 154 to 1581 code for a protein of 475 amino acids.
UCUCCUAAUUAAUCUACAAUCCAACUUUAAUUACUUCAUCUUCAUCCUUUGUGGGUUUUCGCUUUCUUUCUUCUGUAUGUAUUGGGAACGAACUUAAUUCAUUAAUUGUCAGCAGAAUUGGAUUCUGCGAUUAAAUCUUUUCUUUGAUUGAAGAUGGGGGAAAAGAUAUUUUCUUGGCACUUUCUCGGCCAUUUUCUUCUUCCUAUUCUUCUUCUUGUUGUGGGCUUGGCGUUGGAAGCUGCCGUGAUGUGCAGUGGAAGAACUACGAGCGCUUUCGUCCGGCCGUCGGAGAGAAGCGUCGAUAUGCCACUCGAUAGCGACGUCUUCCGUGAGCCUCCAGGCUACAAUGCGCCACAACAGGUUCAUAUAACACAGGGAGACCACGUGGGAAGAGCAGUGACAGUGUCGUGGGUGACCCGGGAUGAACCCGGAUCGAGUUCGGUUCUCUACUGGAGAGAAAAUGGCCAGGACAAGAUACAGGCCGAGGGCAUGUACGUCACAUACAAGUUCUACAAUUACACCUCUGGUUUCAUCCAUCAUUGCACCAUUAACAACUUGGAGGUGGACACAAAAUACUACUAUGAGGUUGGGAAUGGGAACACAACGAGGACUUUCUGGUUCAUGACUCCUCCUCAAGUUGGUCCAGAUGUUCCAUAUACUCUUGGCCUCAUUGGGGAUCUGGGGCAGACAUUUGAUUCAAACAGGACGCUUACCCACUACGAGUUGAACCCCGCAAAGGCCAAAGCCGUCUUGUUCGUGGGAGACCUCUCUUAUGCGGAUGACUAUCCAUUUCACGACAAUGUUAGAUGGGAUACGUGGGGAAGAUUCAUCGAGAGAAGUGCUGCUUUUCAACCUUGGAUUUGGACUGCAGGCAACCACGAGAUUGAUUUUGCCCCUGAACUCGGUGAAACCAAGCCAUUUAAGCCUUACACUUGUCGGUAUCACGUCCCUUACAGGGCCUCCAAUAGUACCACUCCCUUUUGGUACUCAAUCAAGAGGGCUUCAGCUUACAUCAUUGUUCUGUCUUCCUAUUCAGCCUAUGGUAAGUAUACCCCUCAAUACCAAUGGCUCGCAGAGGAGCUACCAAAAAUCAAUAGGAGCGAGACGCCAUGGCUGAUAGUUCUCAUGCAUUCUCCAUGGUACAAUAGCAACAAUUACCAUUAUAUGGAGGGGGAAACCAUGAGAGUGAUGUUCGAGCAAUGGUUUGUGCAGCACAAAGUCGAUGUUGUGUUUUCGGGCCAUGUUCAUGCUUAUGAACGAUCUGAACGCGUAUCUAAUAUUGCUUACAACAUUGUAAAUGGCAUCUGCUCGCCUGUAAAAGACCAAUCUGCUCCUGUAUACAUAACCAUCGGCGAUGGAGGAAACAUCGAAGGCUUAGCAAACAACUUCACUGAGCCACAGCCAAAGUACUCGGCGUUUCGCGAGGCCAGUUUCGGGCAUGCCAUUUUGGACAUUAAGAACCGGACUCACGCCUACGUGGGUUGGCACCGAAACGAAGAUGGGUAUGCUGUGGAAGCCGAUUCGCAGUGGCUUUUUAACAGAUACUGGUAUCCGAUGGAUGAUUCUACUACCCACAAGUGA